Caenorhabditis elegans is the source of this 1587-nucleotide messenger RNA. It is a transcript of the gene cdkr-3, whose product is annotated as CDK5RAP3 protein homolog. The record is from RefSeq and is marked reviewed. NCBI's taxonomy places the organism in Eukaryota, Metazoa, Nematoda, Chromadorea, Rhabditida, Rhabditidae.
AUAAAAAAUCAUGUCAGACGACUUGCCAAUCGAUAUUCACAGCAGUAAAUUGCUUGAUUGGCUGGUUUCCCGUCGUCAUUGCAACAAAGAUUGGCAAAAAAGCGUGGUGGCGAUUCGAGAAAAGAUCAAACAUGCCAUUUUGGACAUGCCGGAGUCGCCGAAAAUCGUGGAGCUGCUGCAAGGAGCGUAUAUCAACUAUUUCCACUGCUGCCAAAUCAUCGAAAUCCUGCGCGACACGGAAAAAGACACGAAAAACUUUCUGGGCUUCUACUCCUCCCAGCGUAUGAAGGACUGGCAGGAAAUCGAGGGAAUGUACAAAAAAGACAAUGUCUACCUGGCAGAAGCGGCCCAAAUUCUCCAGCGACUGGCCCAAUACGAGAUUCCGGCCUUGCGGAAACAAAUCUCCAAGAUGGAUCAAUCCGUGACAGAUGCAAUCAGGAAACACUCAGAAUACGGGAAACAAGCCGAAGAUGGCCGGAAACAAUUCGAGAAGGAAAUCUCCAGAAUGCAGUUGAAAGGUGUUCAUUUGCGAAAAGAACUGCUCGAACUCGCCGCAGAUCUCCCCGCGUUCUACGAGAAAAUCACCGCGGAAAUCCGGAAAAUCUCCGCGGCCCGCGACUACUUUCAGGCCUUCCGGGACUAUAUGAGCCUGGGAGCUGCUCCAAAGGAUGCUGCUCCGAUUCUUCCAAUAAUCGGGUUAAUUGGAGAGCGGGGGCUUGACGUGACGACUUAUGAGUGGAAGUAUAACCAGAAGCCGGAUAAAGUGGAAAAACCGAAUUUCGAGAUGCUCCUGACCGCCGCUGAGGACUCGGAUGAGAUCGAUUUCGGCGGCGGCGAUGAAAUUGACUUCGGAAUUGCUGCAGAAGACGAUGCGGUUAUUGAUUUUUCCGCAGUAGUCGACCUAGUAGCAGAUGACACUGGAGCAGUCGGCGAGGCAAUAGCUUCAGGCCAGGAUGCUCUUCACCUUCUCGAGAACUCGGAAGCUCAAAAAGCUGUGAAGCACGAGCUCAUCGAGCUUUUAGCCUUUCUCUCGAUGCGUUUGGACGAUGAAACUCGAGAAACGACGGCCGAUGUUCUGAUCCGUGGAGCCGAAAAACGUCCCGAUGGCGUGGCAGCCGUUACGGAGAAGCGCCUGAAGACGUGGAUUACGGAAGUGGAGGGGAUUUUGAAGGAGCUGGAGAAUCCGCAGAAAGUGCACUUGUUCAAGAUUCGUGGAUCUCCGCAAUACGUGGAGCAAGUAGUGGAGGAACUCGAAAAAAAACGUGACAUGGAGCAUCGUUACAAGCGCCUGCAGACCCUAAUGACUGAAAAUCAAGAAACCGCCCGCCAAUCGGUCACCAAAUCCAACGUUGAGCUGAAAACGAUUGUGGAGAGCACACGUGUGCUCCAAAAACAAAUUGAAGCCGAAAUUUCGAAGAAAUACAACGGUCGACGUGUCAAUCUGAUGGGCGGAAUCAAUCAGGCGCUGGGAGGAAAUUGAAAUUUUUUUCAAAAUUUUUUUUCUUGUUUUUUGGAUUUUAUUUGAUUUUAUUUUUAAUUGCACCCAAAUGAUUGUAUUUUUGAUUGUAGUAAAAAUUAAUUUAUUAA